ACGAACCGUACCAAUAUAUUUUGGUACAAUUCUGUUGAUUAACGAACGACUAUAUCUUUAUGUUAGGAUUUUUUCGUAGACUGUGUACUGGGAGAAAGUUUUCCUACGAUCACAUAUACUAGAGCGUGCUUUCCCAGUGGAUACAUAAUGUUAACAAACGUGAUACAUGGUUUUGUGUAAGUGUUCGACUACGGCGAGUUCAAAUUUAGACACUGCGACUGAAAGGGCGUCUUGAUUUGUAUUAAAUUGUGAGAAGUCUUGGCUGAAUACGUAGUGCUUACUGGUUACUAGAGGAGCUCUGAACAAAGGUGCGCGGAUCUGACGCCCUGUGAAUUUUCUACGUUUUACAUAGGAGAGUAGGACGACUUUAGAAACCAAAAAAACGCGUAGCGAAAUGACGCAAGACUAAUUUUUUGAUCAUUAUUGUUAUUUGGCAAGAACAUAAAUCGUUCUUGGAAUAAGAGUGAAGGUACAAUGUGUACAGUCUAGAGUACAACUAAAUGUAUGAGUGACUCCGGUACAGAAACUCUACGACGUAGACAAUCUCAAUGAUUUUCGGAUCGUUAACAAUAAUAUCUCUAUGGUAAACGAUCAUCUGCUCGGAUACCGGGGUUGAAUAUGGUGUACUUCUCCUAGACGAUCGCCGAUCCUAACACGAUAAACGCUUUUUCCAAAUUUUUCUUCGGUAGGCUCUACUGACAAGGCGUUGUCAAAAUGAGUGGCCUAAGUCGAGAUGUCAGCCAGCUCUCGUUGGUUCUGGUGUUAUCGGCUGCCAUAUUGAAGACGGUAGCUGCCAAGGAAUUCACUUUAACCAUUCUGCACACAAAUGAUGUUCACGCUCGUAUCGACGAAUUUGAUGCAAAGGGAAGCCGAUGUAAUCUCGACGAAACGCAGAACCAAUGCUACGGUGGAAUUGCUAGACAAAAAUUUAUGGUUGAUGAAAUUCGGAACAACAACCCGAACACGAUCUUUCUAAACGCAGGUGACUAUUAUCAAGGCACCAUGUGGUUCUACAUGCUCAAAGGCGAGAUUAUUGCUGAUACAAUCGAGAUUAUCAGACACGAUGCCAUGACCCUUGGUAAUCACGAGUUCGACGACGGUUCCGCUGGUGUUUUGCCACUGCUCAAACGCGCCGCGAACAUCUCAACUCCGAUCCUUGGCUGCAAUAUCGACUUUAGCAAUGAUCGUCUCUUGAAGGCUUAUCAACCGCGGCCGUCAAUCGUAUUGGAGAGAUCCGGGGUAAAAAUCGGCGUUAUUGGAUUUAUUACACCGGACACGGUCUUCUUGUCGAAUCCCGGUAAGGACAUUAAAUUUACGGAUGAAAUCGAGUGUAUUUCGCACGAGGCUGAAAAACUCCGCAAGCAAAACGUCAGCAUCAUCAUUGUAACAGGUCACUCCGGCUACGUAAAGGAUCAGGAGAUAGCUGAAAAGGUUCCACUUGUGAGUGUUGUUGUCGGAGGUCACUCUCACACAUACCUGUCCUCAGUUGACCAAGGCACCAAUGAUCCAGUGAAGGGCCCGUACCCUACGGUAGUAACACGAAAGGACAAGACUCGGGCACUGGUUGUUCAAGACUUCUGGCUGGGCAAAUAUCUCGGAUACAUCAACGUAACUUUUGACUUGGCUACCGGCCAAGUUCGUUCGUGGCAGGGCAAUGCUCCGCUCUUGCUCGAUAGCAGCAUCGAUAAAGACCCCAAAGUCGAGAAGUUUCUGGAACAGAAACGCGCCGUGAUUAAUGCAGAAGCUAACGUCUAUGUGGGCUACAGUUUGGUGGUGUUAUCGGGCGAUAAAGAAGACUGCCGCUUCAGUGAGUGCGCUCUCAGUAAUCUUCUGGCUGAUGCUGUCAUGCAGCACUUCAUUCUGGCGAACUACAACAGUUCUUCACAAAACACGAAAAAAUGGAAUCCCAUCGAUAUGGCGGUUGUAAACGGAGGUGGAAUUCGGGGAUCAAUUUCUAAAGGUAACGUAACCUUUGGAGACAUAGUCACCGUAUACCCGUUCGCGAACCCCAUUUGCAUCCUCCCACUUACUGGAGUUCAAGUUAAGAAGAUGUUCGAAACAGGCUUACACAGAUACGACAUUCGACGCCUUGUAAGUUACGGGGGCUUCUUGCAUGCAUCAGGAGCGCGCAUCGUUGCCGAUGUCACUCAACCACCGUUUCAACGAGUACGUUCAAUAGAGAUCUUAUGCAAUUCGUGCGAUUUACCUGAAUGGCAGCCGCUCGACCCGCAGCGCACAUAUCGCGUAGCGAUGACCGAUUAUAUCGCUAUGGGCGGCGAUAAACACAACUUUAGCGACGUACCCAGUAACAAAAUCGAAACAUGUGACGUCAAGGAUACGGACCUCGCCAAGGUUUACUUCGAGCGAAAUUCUCCGGUGUACGCCACGACUGACGGACGCCUCCAGAUCAUUACAAGCCCCGACAGCGACAGUUGUAACACAAGCCCAGCGGUUUCACAGCGAUUGAUGUUAGGACACGUUUUCCACUUCACACUCGUCAGCUUGUUGAUCGUCUGCUUUCGGUACUCAUACAUGAUGACGGUGUAGUUAAUGCUGCUCCGUUAAGCGAGCUGUUCUCUAUCGCCGAUUUCGUACUGUCAGCGAACUAGUCGUCAGGAGAUCAUGGCGCCAACUAUCUAUUCAUUGACCUGCAGCGUCAUCGAAAGGCGCUAGCUUUCAAUAUCUCGUAUGACAUCAAAGGAUCAUUAUCACUCGUGCGUACAUACACAUGUGUUAUAGUACUAUUGAAGACUUUGGGGAACGCCGGACCACUGCAGGCGUAUCGAUUUAAAUUGGAUCGCUGAUAGCCGAUUACUGUAACGCAUAUUUUUUCUCCGACCAUCUUGGUUGUACGUGACGGUAUAUAGUGCGCAAAAAAAUAGCGGAUUCAUUGCAGAAAUCCAUUGCAGAGAAAAGAGGUUCCGCUUGAAUUUGUGUUCCGACUCGACUGGAUCGCUCUAAUUCGAAUUUAGAUUAUCAUUAUGAUUUCCACCAUUAUCUUGAUAAACUACAGUGACAGUUAUCAUAUUAUCUAAACGAAGUCAUCAUAAAUUGUAAUUUGUCUGUUUUCUACUUUAUUCGUCUAAACCCUUUUAUUUUGUGACUUGUGUUUCUUUUCUUGGAUCCCCUGUGGGUUGUCACGUGAAUACUUAAAAUAGGGAUUUCAAUUGUACAACGGGCACACGUACGUCAUGUCGGUGCUAAUCAAUGGUUAUCACCUUUCAAGAGUUCGUUGCAGAAAUGAAGGACAACGACUCGGAUCGUGCCCUCUACCUAACCCAGACAAGCGCAUCUCUGUAGAUGAAGGCGUUGUUGAACGAAAAUCUAUAGAAAAGUAAUAAAAAAGUGAUCAAAAUAAUAAUGCAUAAUGUCGCAGUGGUCGGAGCACGGCCCUGGGUGUUCUACCACGCCUGUGUUACGGAAACUGAAUAAAAUUUGUCAAAAGACGAUGUCAAAACUGAA
Messenger RNA from Varroa destructor (honeybee mite), 3462 nucleotides. RefSeq names its product protein 5NUC-like. The record is from RefSeq and is a predicted model, not a curated record. Gene Ontology annotation, biological process: AMP catabolic process. Gene Ontology annotation, molecular function: metal ion binding; nucleotide binding; 5'-nucleotidase activity. Lineage: Eukaryota; Metazoa; Arthropoda; Arachnida; Mesostigmata; Varroidae. Gene Ontology annotation, cellular component: plasma membrane.